AUGGAUGAAAAUAAGACAUCUAUACCUAAACUUCUUUGGAAAUGUUUUGGCAGACAAUAUCUUUUAAUAAUAUUCAGCUUGGUCAUCCCUGUGACAAUAACGUUCUUGCAACCAAAGAUACUAAAAAAAUUCAUAUCAUAUUAUACACCAGGGCACAACAAUCUAAGCAGAACUGAUGCGAGCAUAUAUGGACUAUUGUUGAUCGUAGUUACGGUUAUAAGACGACUGCACCUACACAACUUUUUUCUAAGGGUUUCAGAAUUUGGGAUGAAAAUGCGUGCUGGAUUCACAUCUUUAAUCUACAGGCAACUUUUAAGAAUGAACCCAUCAGUAGUUCAAAGUGGCAAGAUGAUAAAUCUGAUAACCACUGAUAGUGAUGAAUCAUUCGUGGAAGACAAUAAGCUUUCACCAAGAAUUCAAAUAAAUUUACAGAUUCAUACUGCACAUAACUACACACUAAUAAAUUUGAAAAAGUGUAACAUUGCAGGAGGAAUAACAGCAGUAACAGGACCCAUUGGGAGCGGCAAAAGUCUUCUGCUGAAGGUACUCACAAAACAAUACAAAAAUGUAACAGGCGAUUUAGAAAUCGUCGGUAGCAUUUCUUACGCAUCACAAGAACCUUGGCUUUUUCCAUCGACCAUCAAACAGAACAUCUUAUUUGGAAGUGGUUACGACGAAAAUCGUUACUUAGAAGUUUUACGAGUUUGUGCUCUACUUGAUGACCUAAUUUCUUUAAGCGAUGGUGAUUCUGCUCUUGUAACUGACGGAGGAGCUAAUCUAAGUAAAGGACAACAAGCUAGAAUAAAUUUAGCGCGGGCUGUUUAUAAAGAACGUGAUAUAUAUUUAUUAGAUGAUUGCCUGGCUAGCUUGGAUGCAAUUGUUGCAGAUUUUGUAUUUGAGGAGUGCAUUAAAAAAUUUUUGAAAGACAAAAUAGUGAUCUUGGUUACUCCAUCCGUAAAGUACGCCUAUAGGUCAGACAACGUCAUAACAAUGAAAAAUGGUAAAAUGCAAAACUCGCACCCUAUCCAAUGUAACAUCCCAAAAGGCACGGAAACUAAAAGUAUGAAAUAUAUUGAAAAAAAUAAAGCGAAGAGCGAAGAAAAAAAGUCAACUGCGGAAGAAAACUUUCACGAUGAAACUCCACUGAUUAAAAACAACACAGAGAUCAAAGAACUAUACACAGAAACGAAAAUAAAAGGAAAGGUUCAGUUCGAAGCGUACAAAAAAUAUAUUAAAGAAAACGGAGCACGAAGUCCUUUAAUUGGGUACAUCAAUGCUACUUUAGACGGACUGACCACCAUAAGGACCUCAAGAAUUCAAGAUACAAUGCGAAAAGAAUUUGAUCAACAUCAAGAUUUGCAUACUUCCUGUUCCUACAUGUACACAUGUUGUGAGCAUGCAUAUCACAUGAUGCUAGCAGCCAACGAAAUAAUUCUCAUGACUUUCGCAAUUAUCCUUUUUUUAGCACUAGAUGACAAAAUGUCAGCAGGAAAAGUUGGACUUGUUAUGUCGCAAAUAUUUAGUUUGUCAACUUCAGAGUAUAUAUUUUAUCGUAUGAUCACUAGAUUUGAAAAUCAAAUGAUAACAGUAGAAAGAAUUUUGGAGUACACUAAACAAAAACAAGAAAGCAAAGAUGGUUUAGUAAUCGAACAUUGGCCAAAGGAAUGUGAAAUACGCUUCAAAGACGUGUCCCUUUCUUACAAGAGCGACCAAGACCAUGUUUUGAAACAUUUAAAUUUUGCCAUAAAAAAUAGACAAAAAGUUGCCAUCGUCGGUAGGACUGGUUCAGGAAAAACAUCAAUGAUUUCUACGCUCGUCCGACUUUACGAUUUCGAAGGAACCAUUUUUAUUGACAACGUAGACAUCAAAACACUUCCAGUGGAUUUCCUCAGGUCAAAAAUAUCUGUAGUUCCUCAAGAGCCUACUAUCUUUUCGGGAACGUUACGUGAAAAUAUUGAUCCUAGAGGACAAUAUUCAGACGAUGAUAUUUGGAAAGCUAUUUCAAACGUGAAUUUAUCACUCUUUCAAAACUUGGAUGAGAAAAUUGACAAUAAUUUAAGCACUUGUCAAAAACAACUUGUUUGUGUGUGUAGAGCUCUCGUUCAGUGUAACAAAAUUGUAAUUUUAGACGAAAGUAGUGCCAGUGUAGAUUCCGAUACUGAAGCGUUGUUACAAAAAAUAAUAACGGAAAAUUUUGCCGAAUGUACCGUCAUUGCAAUUAUGCACAAAUUGCGUUACAUUUUAGAAUUUGACCUAGUAUUAGUUGUAGAUAAGGGCGAGAUUAUCGAGUCUGGUGAUCCUUCUAGCCUGCUGAGUAAAAAAAAUGGCGUGCUUAGCAACUUGUUUAAGAAACAAUGA
Molecule: messenger RNA, 2358 nt
Organism: Zophobas morio
Lineage: Eukaryota; Metazoa; Arthropoda; Insecta; Coleoptera; Tenebrionidae
Product: ATP-binding cassette sub-family C member 4-like
Exons: 5
Coding region: 1-2358 (785 amino acids)
Biological process (GO): transmembrane transport
Cellular component (GO): membrane
Molecular function (GO): ATPase-coupled transmembrane transporter activity; ATP hydrolysis activity; ATP binding
Source: RefSeq, a predicted model, not a curated record